Messenger RNA from Petromyzon marinus (sea lamprey), 2465 nucleotides. Lineage: Eukaryota; Metazoa; Chordata; Hyperoartia; Petromyzontiformes; Petromyzontidae. The record is from RefSeq and is a predicted model, not a curated record.
CACCAACACCACCACCACCAUCACCACCACCCAACCGGUUUAAGACCUCACCAACGAGUCAAUCAUCUGCCCACGAGUUAACUCAUUCAGUCUCGAACCGAGUCAACGAUUCCCACAUCGUGUGAGAGCGUGUGUGCGUGUGUGUGUGUCCAAGUGUGUGUGCGUGUGUGUGUGCAAGUGUGGUGUGGUGGUGGUGGUGUUGACUGUGCGAUUUAAGUGGCAAGACGAACGCCUUCAAAGAGCCGGAGAAGUGCAGUCAGAGGCCAUCGCUCAGCCUCCAGAGAGGAGGAGGAGGAGGACGAGGACGAGGAGGAGGCGCGUGAUGAGUUGGCGAAUUCGUCUUCUUCUGCUGCUGCUGUUGCUGCUGACAUAAGUUUACAGUGUGUGUAUGUCACUGUGUGUGUCGAGAUCGCCGCCAUGUGGGGUCACGUGGUACUACGCCGCCUGCACGCGCUCCGCCGCCCCCUGCUGCUGAUGGCGCCUCCACUCCUGGCGCUGCCUCUACCAAUCAUCGUGCCGGGACUGGAGUCCCGGUGCGCUUACACGGUGAUCGUCAUGGCCGUGUUCUGGACGUGCGAGACGCUGCCGCUGUCCGUCACGGCCCUGCUGCCCGCCCUCAUGUUCCCCCUGCUGGGGGUCAUGCAGUCGUCGGACGUGUGUAUGCAGUACCUGAGAGACACGGUGAUGUUGUUUGUGGGAGGCUUGAUGGUCGCCAUCGCCGUCCAGGAUUGCGGCCUGCACCGACGCCUCGCCCUGAGAGUCCUCCUAGCCGUGGGGGUGAAGCCGGCCAGGUUGAUGAUGGGUUUCAUGCUGGCCACCGCCUUCCUAUCGAUGUGGAUCAACAACACCGCCACCACCGCCAUGAUGAUGCCAAUCAGCGAGGCCGUGUUGCAGCAGCUUCAUCACACCUCAGCGUCUCAGCCAAGCGGCGAGGAGGUGGUGGAGGAGGUGGUGGAGGAGGUGGUGGUGGAGGUGGAGGACGAGGUGGACGAGGUGGACGAAGAGGCAUCUCGGAUCAGGAAGGCGAUGUCGCUCUGUGUCUGCUACUCCGCGAGCAUCGGUGGCACCGCCACGCUCACGGGCACGGGGCCAAACCUCGUCCUGUCUGGGCAGAUGGAGGAGCUCUUCCCAGGCAAUGGUGGAGUGGUGAGCUUUGCCGCUUGGAUGGGAUUCUCUCUGCCCGUCACGGUGAUCAUGCUCAGUGCAGCCUGGCUGUGGCUCCAUUCACUCUUCCUGGGAACAGAUUUCUGCUCGUCGCUCGGAUGCCGGAAGAGGAAUAAGAGUGGGAGAAGGAAGGCGACGUUGAGUGGCCGGACGCAGGAUCAGCAGCAGCAGGAUCAGCAGCAGCAGCAGGAGGAGGAGGAGGAUGAUGAGGAGGCGGGGGCGGCUCGGGAGAAUCAUAAUCAUCGUCGUCAUCGUCAUCAUCACGGCCACGAUGUGGACGCGGAGGGAGAGAAUCGGAACCACGAGGAGGACGAGGAGGCGGAUGAGGCGGCGGAUGAGGAGGCGGAUGAGGCGGAGGCUCGGGCCGAGGAAGGGGAGAGGGCAGCGAAGGCCCUGCUGUACCAGGAGUACUCGAGGCUCGGAGCGGUGAGCUGGGCCGAGGCGUGCGUGGCGGUUCACUUUGCGCUGCUCGCCGCCCUGUGGCUCACGCGGGAACCGGGAUUCAUCACGGGCUGGGCCCAGGCACUCCUGAAGGCCAAGAGCAGCUUCGUGUCUGACGCCACGGCGGCCAUCUUGGUGUCGCUGUCCCUCUUUGUGGUACCGGCGAGACCGCCGCAGCUCCUGCAGAGCAGCAGCAGCAGCAGAAGGCUUUGGUCAGGGCAGACCACAGCACCACGGGGAGACGGUCCCAGCAGGUGUCUGCUGGAGUGGGACUCUGUACAACGCUCCAUGCCCUGGAACAUUGUGCUGCUGCUCGGAGGAGGAUUCGCACUCGCCAAGGGAUGCGAGGUGUCUGGGCUGUCCUUGUGGCUGUCCGAGCAGCUUUACCCUCUCCGGAGCAUCUCUCCCUGGGCCAUCUCGGUGAUCAUUUGCCUGCUCAUCGCCACCCUCACUGAGUGCAUGAGCAACACCACCACGGCCACGCUCUUCCUGCCCAUCCUCGCCUCCAUGGCGAAGGCGAUGGGUAUCCACCCUCUGUACCUGAUGGCUCCCUGCACGCUCUGCACCUCCUUUGCCUUCAUGCUGCCGGUGGCCACUCCACCCAACGCCAUCGUCUUCUCCUACGGGCACCUCCACGUCGUGGACAUGAUCAAGAGCGGCUUGGGAGUGAAUCUGAUUGGCGUAGCGACCGUGACGUUGGCCAUCAACACGUGGGGCAGAGCAAUGUUCAGCCUGGACACCUUUCCUAGCUGGGCUAACCACACUGGCUGAUGGGACUCCAUCACCACCAUCACCAUAACCACCAUCACCACCAUCACCAUCACUACCAUCACCACCAUCAUCAUCACUACCAUCACCAC